AAUCUCUCGAACCUUGUGGAAUUCAAGCGGCAAACUCUCCCUAAGAGAUUUAACAUUUAAUUAUUAUAUAUAUUAUAGUUUUUCUCUUGCUAUAAGCUUUACUUUUAUGUUUUAUUAUACAAAAUGGAUCAUUCUCUAAAAUCAUCAAGAGGGAAAGUAGUACCAACCACCACAAUCACCACAACCAAAAACAACACAAGUUGUCAAGAAGAAAGUGGAUGGACAACUUACUUUGAUGAUUUCUCAAAAGGUAUAGAGCCAAGUUAUUGUUCUGGUGGUGGCUCUUCUUUGGUUUCUGAUGCUGCUUCUUAUGCUGCAUGGAAAUUUUCUCAUCGUCAUAAUCAUGUUGUUGCAUCAAAGUUACCUAAGAAGCUAUGUUUCAAUAAAACAAGAUCCAAAAUUAUUUCAGAUGAUCCUUUAGAAGACACUGCUAGCUCUCCUGUAAAUAGUCCCAAGGUGAGAGACAUGAAUCCAAAUGAAAUUGUUUCUAGGAAGAUUGAUGAUCAACUACAAGCAGGUUCUAUGGGUAAGGGGUUCACAUCAUCAAAGAAUCAUUCAGAGUUGCUGCAUAUGGAUGAUGAUAUGCAUGAAUUUGAAUUUAAUGAAAAGAAUAUUGAUAGCACAGAUUUGAAGCAAAGAGGGCUUUGCUUGGUUCCUUUGUCUUUGUUGGUUAAUUAUAUGGGGUGAUGAUCAUGACUGAUAUUAUUCUCUCUCUCUCUCUCUCUCUCUCUCUCUCUCUCUCUCUCUCUCUCUCUCUCUCUCUCUCUCUCUCUCUCUCUACUUGUGAGUAUGAUCAAUAUCAUAAUUUGUAUAAUACCAAGUACAUAUAAUAUAUAGUUAAAAUGUUGAUAAA
Molecule: messenger RNA, 853 nt
Organism: Trifolium pratense (red clover)
Lineage: Eukaryota; Viridiplantae; Streptophyta; Magnoliopsida; Fabales; Fabaceae
Product: vascular-related unknown protein 1-like
Exons: 3
Coding region: 124-687 (187 amino acids)
Biological process (GO): xylem development
Source: RefSeq, a predicted model, not a curated record